Vombatus ursinus (common wombat) is the source of this 1892-nucleotide messenger RNA. It is a transcript of the gene NMI, whose product is annotated as N-myc and STAT interactor. Gene Ontology annotation, cellular component: cytoplasm. The record is from RefSeq and is a predicted model, not a curated record. The transcript has 8 exons. Lineage: Eukaryota; Metazoa; Chordata; Mammalia; Diprotodontia; Vombatidae. The coding region runs from base 141 to 1139 and encodes 332 amino acids.
CCCACCUCCUCGGUGUGAUUGCUCUGUAGCCUAGAGGGACUAUUUGUGUGGCCGGAGCUGUUGCUGCUGCUGCUUUCGUUGCCCUGCCCCUGCUGGUCCUGCAUUCUCAACGUAUAGGAGCCCAGAUUAGAGAGGAAAAAAUGGUAACAGCUCAGGAAGAAGACUUGCAGCAGCUUCUUGAGGAAUUUCUUGAAGAUAAAAAGAACAAGCAAAUAGAAGAAAAAUUGAAACAACUAAUAGAAGACCCAAAAAAUGACAUACAAAAGAGCAUUGAUGAAAUGAUAAAAACAAAUACUGACCUAGAGAUGGAGAUUAAAAAGCUUGAAACUGAGUUGGAACGACCUUCAUCCUAUAUGAUUAAAAAGAAUGUUCCUAAAAAGAAAAUGAAGUUCACAUCGGUGGAGAGCCCUGAGGAUGACAGCCAAUAUUUAAAUAUCUCCUGUUCAUUUCAAGUAACUACACAAUUUGAGUAUGAGUUGCAGCAAGGACAAGCACUUAUCACCUUUGAAGACGAACAAGUUGCACAGAAUGUGAUAAAAACAGGAAAACAUCUUGUACAGCUUGAGAAUGAGAAGGUGAAAUUGACAGCCAAAGCUGUCCCACUGAAAACAAGUCUAAGUCUUCAGGUUAACACAAAGAUUUCUAAGAAAAAGAUUGAUGUUGCUGAAAUACCUGAUGUGUUAUCUGAAGAACAGAUGAGAGAUAAAUUGGCACUGAGUUUCAGUAAAUCCCAUUAUGGGGGUGGAGAAGUAGAACAUGUGGAAUAUCAUAAAAAUUCCCGAACAGCUGUUAUUACAUUCCUUGAGAAUGGAGUUGCUGAUAAUAUUCUCAAGCGCAAGGAAUAUCCUCUUUAUACAAGUACCAACUCCUAUCAAAUUGUUUAUGUUUCCCCACAUGUGGAAAAACAAAUAGAAAAGCUGCAGGUAUUUUCAGGAAUUUCUAAGAGGACUGUCCUUCUGAUGGGACUUAAAAAUAUCCAAGAAGAUGAAGAAAUUAUAGAAGAUGAAAUUCAUAUUCAUUUUCAGAAAGGGUCGAAUGGGGGAGGGGAUGUAGAAGUUGUUAAAUGUGCCCUCAAAAAACCUCAAAUAGCAUAUUUUGAGCCUGAUCUAGAUCAGGGGUGCUUAACCUGGGGGUUAUGAGCUUAUUCAAAUUUUUUUGAUAACUAUAUUUCAAUAUAAUUGAUUUAUUUUGCAAUCCUAUGCACUUUAUGCAUUUAAUAAGAUUAUUCUGAAGAGUCCAUAGACUUUAUCCGACUGCCAAAGGGGUCUUGUCAUCCCCACACACAAAAAAGGUUAAGAAUUCCUGAUUCCUGAGAGAGCCAUAUAAGAAAUUACAGAAGCUGGAUACAAACUUAGAUUGUGCUAAAAAUGCUUACAUUGCUUUGAAGUUCUUUUCUUAAAAACAAAAAAUAACUUUUUACUUUUUAGUUUCCACUUGCUCUUAAAAUAAAAAAUAUAUUCCUUUUGUUUUUUUAUUCUAACUUGGUUCCAAAGAUGUUGAAUACUUCAGAACUCUGAUCAGUACAAUGCCAAACCACAAUUCCAGAGCAUUGAAGGUGAAGCAUAGUAUUUACCACCUAUCAGAGAGGUGAAGGGCUCAAAAAUCCAGAAUGAUACAUACAUUUCUGGACAUGGCCAAUUUGGGAAUUUGUAUUGCUUUAUUGUAUGGAUAUUUGCUGUGAGCUUUUUUAUUUUCUUUCUCUUUUUUUUCCCUCAAAUGGGGAAGAGGCAGUUUUGAGGGAGGGAAAAUAAAUGCUUGUUAAUUGAAAAAGAUAAAUUAAGAUUAAUUAGAUUGAAUUAGAUUAGUUAAUUAGAUUAAUUAGAUAAAUUAUGUUUUUAAAAGGUGUUGAAUAAAAGGUCCUCAUUAAAUAUCACUCAAAUUAAAUGACUGAA